GCCGCCGAGACUAGCGGUAGCACGGUGCACUGCAGCUCUGUUCAGCUCUGUGAACAGUGAUGGCGGAAUACAAGCGCAAGAGCAAGUUGAGCAACGACGAUGGAGGGCCAGAGACGGAGGGAGGCAGAGUGAAAACUAAGCCUGUCUCUUCUAGCACUGUGGGAGAAGGGGAGGCUGCAGUCAAACGCUCUGCCCUACAGAUCGCAUCGGACAGCGACGAUGAUGAUGAAGAGUUCUCUGCAAAAGCCUUGCCGGCGAAAGUACCCAAGAUAGGCUUUGGCUUGGGCAGUCAGAUGGGGAAGAAGGGUAGCGCCAUCUCCAUCAAGCUCGGUGCCACUAAGCCAAAAGAGCCUACACCAAGUCUUCCUGCCAAAAAGGCAACAAUGGUCUCUGUGUUCGACGAGUCAGACGAUAGUGAACCGGAAGAGAUGCCACCAGAGGCAAAGAUGAGGAUGAAGAAUAUUGGCAGGGAGACCCCGACGUCCGCCGGCCCCAACUCCUUCAACAAGGGCAAGCAGGGCUUCUCCGACCACCAGAAGCUGUGGGAGAGGAAGAUGAAGACCCAGUCAGAUCACACCUAAACCCAUGAUGGAGCCACGGUCGGGGCGGGUCUGGGCGUGGGGGGGUCUAGUCGACCACUAUCUUGCCCACACCCAUGAGCUCCUGGCUGGGUCAAACAUCCCCUUCCCCUCCUUUUCGUCUUUGACAAACUCCCAACACCACAAUCUUCCCAGAACUCCUGAGCCUAUCUCCCAGCCUGGUUUUCGGACCUACCCGGCUGGUCUCCGGUAGUUUCUCCGGUGACUGGCCCUCAUGUUUACUAUUCUUACCAGUAGCAGUGGAGACGGCAGUGGGAUCACUGUCAAAGAACAUAAGGUUUUACGGUGGAGUCAGCAACGAACCUGAGAGCUGAGGAAGAGGCUGGAAAGAAGUGCCCCAAAAGUCCUAAAAAUACAGUUUUUAUUUCAACCGUCUCCCCGUGUGUUCAUUUAGUUUAUGCGUUGCUAUGUAUUCGAUCCUCUAGAUAUCAACGCUAUCUACUGUUAACUGGUAGAAGCUGGUUUGGAAAGUCCUCAGCAAACUUUUUUUUUUUUUGUCUCUGGUGUACAAAUGUAUAUAGAAUGAAAUGAUGGUCUUUCUUUAUUGUUUUUGGUGUGUGUGUGUGUGUGUGUGUGCACGCUUGUUUGUGGGCGUGUCUUUUGGGAGUGCAGAAAAGUUGAUUCGUGCUCAACUGGAGGGAAACAACCUUUUUUAAUUCUGUCAACCACUCUGAUUUGUAUGUUGUCAUUCAUAACUUCUGAUUGGCAGUCUUGUCACGGAAACAACCAUAUCUAAUGCUGAGCCAGUGGAUAGGCAUUAUUUCGGUUUUGAUUGUGCAUGAACAAUAAUUAAGUAUUUAACUAAACAAUGUACUCUCGACCUUCCCUGCUAUGUGUGAGAGUUAUGAACUGGAGUCAACUACACUAAGCUCCCCUGUGCCUCAAAACAUCUUUCCCCAAAAUAAAAACCUGGAAAUUC
Messenger RNA from Gadus morhua (Atlantic cod), 1518 nucleotides. It is a transcript of the gene pcnp, whose product is annotated as PEST proteolytic signal containing nuclear protein. Gene Ontology annotation, cellular component: nucleus. Lineage: Eukaryota; Metazoa; Chordata; Actinopteri; Gadiformes; Gadidae. Bases 60 to 581 code for a protein of 173 amino acids. The record is from RefSeq and is a predicted model, not a curated record. Gene Ontology annotation, biological process: proteasome-mediated ubiquitin-dependent protein catabolic process; protein ubiquitination. The transcript has 5 exons.